CUUUAAUACUUCUCGCUGUGCCUCAAGCAUCUUGGGGAGCUUUUCAAUCCCACAAUCAGAGCCAGGCGGCUUGACGCGCUAAAACCUCUGAGGAGGCGUGGCUCCGGACCGGAAGAACCUUCCGUUGCCAGGGGAACGCCGCACACCCAAACGCCUGCCCAGCCACUGAUGUUUGGAUUGUAGCAGCAGCAACCUCUUCACCCAACUUGUGGAGGCGGCUUUCCUCAAGACCAGGGAUCCUUCUUCCUAUGGAGGCUUAGAGAGGAGGGCUGAGGGACGUCCGCACCAAAUUUCCAUCCCAGAACGGAUACGAGCGUGUGCGUCCCUUCCUGUUCUUCUGCGACUCCGGGGCCUGCAGGACUAACCUCCAAGACCAGCUGAUUUGUAAAUACUUGACUCAUGGGAUUGCUAGACAGACUUUCAGGCCUGCUUGGCCUAAAGAAGAAGGAGGUUCAUGUUUUGUGCCUUGGGCUGGAUAAUAGCGGCAAAACAACAAUCAUUAAUAAACUUAAACCUUCAAAUGCUCAGUCUCAAGAUAUAGUCCCAACGAUAGGAUUCAGCAUAGAGAAAUUCAAAUCAUCCAGUUUGUCUUUUACUGUGUUUGACAUGUCAGGCCAAGGAAGAUACAGAAAUCUCUGGGAACACUAUUAUAAAGAAGGACAAGCCAUUAUUUUUGUCAUUGAUAGUAGUGAUAGAUUAAGAAUGGUUGUGGCCAAAGAAGAACUUGAUACUCUUCUGAAUCAUCCAGGUUCCCAGAAGAAUGUAGACAGACCACCCCCAACCCCAAAUGUGGCUGUUCAUCUUGGACACCUGCUUGCAUCCCAGCACAAGAUCUAUAUUGUUUCCUGGAAUGUGGGUGCUCAAGUUGGGCAUCAAGAAACACUGGCCUGUGGAAUACAACUGCCUGCGUAGAUUAACCACCUAUAAGUAUUAACUGCCCUCUGUCAUGGGACUCAACCCCAUACCCCUCCCUCGACCUUCUGCUCCUCCUUCUUUGUUAUUCCUGCCCUAAGUUCCCACCAUAAACUCCAGCCACAUUUCCACCACAGAUCCUUUAUAAGCUUAGUAUCUCCUCACAGUCAGGGCUGGCACCAUCUUGAGCUUAGCCCAACCCCCUCUAAUGCCUUAAUAAAUCUCUCUUCUUUACCAACUUGGCCUUUUGCAUUCCUCCCUAAGCUAACCUAACAGUUGCCCUAUUUUUCAAGUGGGUUAACCCCUUCCUGCAUCUGCUUGCUUUAGCCUGAUAGUAAUAGAGGCUCAAACACAUUCUUAGAAAAAG
Phacochoerus africanus (Common warthog) is the source of this 1279-nucleotide messenger RNA. RefSeq names its product ADP ribosylation factor like GTPase 6 (gene ARL6). Lineage: Eukaryota; Metazoa; Chordata; Mammalia; Artiodactyla; Suidae. The record is from RefSeq and is a predicted model, not a curated record. Gene Ontology annotation, cellular component: axoneme; cytoplasm. The coding region runs from base 400 to 912 and encodes 170 amino acids. Gene Ontology annotation, biological process: vesicle-mediated transport; protein localization to cilium; cilium assembly. Gene Ontology annotation, molecular function: GTP binding; GTPase activity. The transcript has 6 exons.